Molecule: messenger RNA, 6572 nt
Organism: Osmia bicornis bicornis
Lineage: Eukaryota; Metazoa; Arthropoda; Insecta; Hymenoptera; Megachilidae
Gene: Gyf
Product: GRB10-interacting GYF protein 2
Exons: 16
Coding region: 536-4804 (1422 amino acids)
Molecular function (GO): protein binding
Source: RefSeq, a predicted model, not a curated record
ACCAACGAUCUUCGCAUGCGCUUUAUUCCAAAAAAAAACCAUCAGCCAUAUUGGUGUGUUGUAUCGCUGUCCUCAGUAAUUUCGAAGAUCGGUGAGAUAUUUUUCUUGUUCAUCACCCGAUUCCUUUUAUAACCGUUAUUCCACGAAUAACCGGGAAUGCCGAUAUGAUAUAUAUCCGAAAUAAAAUUGUCACUUGUGGAUUUUUAUGACAUUCGUGAGCGGAAAAAGUUUGGUUAAUGUUGCCACCUGGGCUCAGAAAAAUCGGUCUGUUUAAGAACAUGUUGUAAAUAAACGCGUAUUAUUUUCACUGGAGUGGAAUGUUCGUACGAUAUUAACACCAUCUCCAACGCCGUUCUAUUUUCGCGUAAGAUUACUACUGGUGUUAAUUGAUCUCGUAAAGAAUUAUAAUUUUCGGAGUACUUUGCCACCGUCUGUCGCGCUCUCCUUUCGACCACUUUUGCUUCAUUUUUUUUUUUCUAUACACAUCUCGUAUUUGUUUGUAGAUCAUACGUAUCAUUCGCUACACUUACGAUCGAUGUUGAUUAACACAUGUUCGUUGCUCAAUUUUCAUCGAGCAACAGCAAAUCUCAUCAUGACGGAUUCCAUGAAAUUUGGUCCAGAAUGGUUGCGCAAUUUGUCUGGAGACAAUUGCAAUAAUAGUGGAGGUGGUGGAGGAAGUACGAGCUUAACUACACCACGUUACCAACUAGCUGAACAUAGAUACGGGCGAGAAGAGAUGUUGAUUCUGUUCGACCGUAAUUGUAAACCUCCUGAACCAUUAACAAGUUUUUCGUCUCUAUACGUUGAAAAAACUCAACUUCCUUUGGCUCUUAUACAAAUGACAGAAGAUGAAACGCGGAUGUGGAAUGGAGGAAUAACUAAUACCGUUGGUCGAGGGAGAGGCGGAAGCGUCGAUCGCGGGGUGCGAGGAAGAAAUGGUAGAGGUAGCUUGUAUUCCUCGCAUUAUACCCGGGGCGUUGGUUUCGAUGAUUCAGGGGAUGGAGUUCGAAUUGACAGUCAACCAUUUCAAGCAAGAAAUCGCACGUUUGACCGAUCUCAAAGUGAACGUGGAUGGUCAGAAAGGAAUGGAGCAUCGGAACCAGGGGAAUGGAACGGUUCUACUAGCCCUAGAAAAGAAUUAAAUCGCGGGGCUAGUGGUGGUUCUCUAAUGGAAGGUAACUGGCGACGUCAUCGCGGGGGAGGAGAAGACGACGAUGGUUGGCGUAAAUGGGGUAGAAGCAGUUGGCGCGAAGGUGGAAGUAUGGAUAGAGAUAGAUUAGAUAGAAACGAGGAGGGGGAGGAAAGUCGAAACAGUGGUGGGAGAUGGGAACAUCGUGGAACCCAUAGAACCACCCACGAUUCGAGUCAUCACCCCCCUCCUCGUACCGCGCGUAUUUGGGAAUCAAAUCACCACGAUAACAAUCAUGACAACCUUCCUGAAUGGGCCACCGAGAAUCCCGGGGAAAGUGGAAGUUUCGAUGCUUCAGGUGCGUUCCAUGGCGGAAUGUAUUCAGACGACGACGAGGACGGGGUGAUCAGUGCGGGUGGUAAUCAAGAAACGAGGACUCGACGCGUUUCCGAAGGCAGCGCUGCUAAUACGAGAUCUGGUAACAAACAUUUAGCUUAUACCUCGGCUCAGGCGCAAACAGCGAACCGUAAUCCUAAUAAUGGAACUAGUACAAUCACUAAAGAAAGAUCAAAGUCCUUGCACCUGCUCGAUAACAAAGACGAGCCCGUCGAGAAAGAGAAGAGAAGCAAUUCUCCUGUGAAACCGUCUGUCGCGACUACGGUUAAUACGCCAACGAAAACGUCGUCGUCAGUGUCGUUGGAAAGUUCGCAGAAUAAAAGUACCGUGGCAACGAGUACGGACCAAAGUGAUGUUAAGAAAAUUCCACCUAACGAUUCGGAAAAUAAUAAAUCUCCUGGUAAAACACAGACUAAAGGAGACGAAGCGGAAACAAAAACGGAUCCAAUGGCCACGGGAAAAAAACAAAUUCCGUUGCAAACAGAACCUCAAAAGCCUAAGCAGAGCCUGUUCAAGCUAGCCUGUCAAAAGCUUAACUCAGAAAUGGAUAGUACUAAGAAGAAAACGGAGGACGAUUUUGAUAGAAUGAAGGAAGAAGCGGACGCGUUGGUAGCUAAAUUGAUGGCCGACGAGGAAAAUCAUAGGGAGAAAACUUCCAGUGUACCGCCUUCUAUUGGUAACCAAUCAUCCACAGUUCCAUCUACGAAUGGACAGGAGAAAUGGUUUUACCGUGAUCCGCAGGGUGAAGUUCAGGGACCGUUCUUAGCGAGCGAAAUGGCGGAAUGGUGUAAAGCUGGUUACUUCACCGCAGGAUUAAUGGUAAGAAGAACCUGUGACGAGCGGUAUACUACUUUAGGUGACUUAAUGAAGAUGUGCGGUAGAAUACCGUUUACACCUGGGCCUCCUAUUCCUCCGCUAAAGUUAACCGAUCAGGUGAUACCACCUGUUCCAAACGCGGUACCAACUGGUAUAUCUGCAUUACCAAAACCCGGUAUCGAAGAUCCGCUUCUUUUACUUCAGUAUCAACAAAUGCGAUUGUUACAAAACCAACAGUUACUUCUUAGGCAAAUGCGAACAUCGGCUAUAGCGAAGCUUUCGCAGUCCGAGCAUUGGGCGACGUUGAGUCCGAUGGAACAGAAUCAGUUGAUAUUUCAGUAUGUUUUCCAAGACUCGGAAAUGUCGGAGGUGCCAAUCUCUACGAAUCCAUUCGUGUCUCAUCUUCCGUCGCAGCCAUCGAAUCCUGUGAUGCAACUUUUCACUCAGAUGCAGCAGGCGAAAACGCAACCAGAGGCUCAUUUACCUUCGACUCCACGCUCAACGACACCGGCGCAUCCUCCAGCGAUGGAUCCUAUACAACAGCUUAUACAACAAAUGGGUGGCAUGCAGAACGUUUCGGGGAUUCAACAGUCGAACAUAAGCUCCGCGCCACCAGCAACGCAAGAGGACAAUCCUAUCAAAUCUUUGUUACGCCAACUGAACGUUAACACGAACGGUCACCCGCAAGCUGCUCAUAUAGAUACCGUAUGGCCCCAGCCUCCGCCGCAAAUAAAUCCACAGUUUAAUGCACAAAAUUGGUUGGCGCAGGUUGGACCGAUACCGGCAGUACCUCCUGGCCAGUUACCUACAUCGUUAUGGGAUCUACAUACUAAAGAAAUAAAGACUGAGCAGCAAAUUUUGGAUGAACAAAAUCUUAGAUUACAAGAGGAUAGGAAGAAAGAGGAACUGAGGAAACAGGAGGAAUUACAGAGGCAGGCCGAAGAGGAGAGCGCAAAAAGGAAAAAGGAGGAGCAAGCGAAACAAGCGGAGGAAGCGAAACGGAAAGACGAGGAGAGGAAAAAGAAGGAAGAGGAGAAGAAACGGAAGGACGAAGAGAAGCGUAAGCAGGAGGAGGAACGAAAGAAGAAAGAGGAGAAGAGGCGCAAGGAGGAGGAGAAGAAACGAGAGGAGAAGAGGAAGCAGGAAGAAGAGAUUUUAAGGAAAAAACAGGAGGAGGAGAAGAGGAAAAAGGAGGAGCUUAAAAAAUUGGAGGAGAAGCAGAAGAAGGAAGAAGAAAGGAGGAAAAAAUUAGAAGAAGAGCAAAGGAAGCAAGAAGAAGAACGAAUGCGGAAAGAAGCAGAGGCGCGUAAGCAGGCAGAAGCUGAAGAACAAGCUCGACGAGCGGAACAAAGGCGACGAGAAGCGGAGGCGCUUCGUAAAUUACAAGAAAGGAGUAAAGCACCCUGGGCUCAAGCACCUCGUGCACCUGCUGCUACCGCUGCACCUGCCGCGUCGCUUGCUGAAAUUCAACGACUCGAACGAGAAAAGAAAGCAGAAGAACAACGAUUUCAACAAAUGAUGCAGCAACAGUUAGCUCAACAAAAAGCCACGGAAGCGGCUCAGGAAGCGUUGGCCACUGAUUCGUCUAAACGACUGCAAUUCAAGUGGGCCGAAAAGGCGACGUCUUCAACGAAACCUUUACAGGUGAAGAGUCUCGCACAAAUCCAACAGGAGGAGCAGGAACGCAUCGCCAAGGUAAAGCAGCAAGAAAGGGAACGUCAAGAGAAAGCAGGGCAGAAGGAGUCGGCGAAUGUACUACAAAACGCUGGGAUAUGGGGUACCGCGUCUCAGUGUUUAAAUUGGGCGAAUUCAGGGGCGUCUAAUGUCGGUCAAGCAUGGUCGAGCAAUAGCGGUACCAGCGGUUUCUGGGACGAACCGACGCCGGUUAAAUCAUCAUCGGCGACGAAACAGUCGGCGAAGCAAACCGCUGUGAUAAAGUCACCCUCUGUUAAUCAGCAACAACAGCAAAGCAACAAGGCGAAUAAGAGUAAAAAUAAAAGGGAAGAGGAGCUAGUUAAGAAAUUAUUCGAACAGAACACUGCCAAGACGGACGACUUUACGCAAUGGUGCAACAAAGCUUUGAGUGGCUUACAGGUGUCUGUUGACAUACCUACGUUCGUUGGAUUCUUGCGAGACAUAGAAUCUGCUUAUGAAGUUAAAGAAUACGUACGAGAUUAUCUUGGUGAUAAUAAACAGAGCUUAGAAUUUGCUAAGCAAUUUUUAGAAAAACGUAGUAAAUGGCGAUCGGCACAACGGCCCCAAGCCGAAGCGGACGAUUUAUGCAAACCUGCGCCAGCUGUUAAUCCAAAUGCACCUGCGGAAUUUCAAGAAGUUAAGGGAAAGUCAAAGAAGCCAAAGAAGGGUAAAAUGUACAAAGUUGAUAAUAGGAUUCUUGGCUUUAGCGUAACCGCGGCCCCCGAUCGUAUCAACGUUGGUGAUCGCGAUUACGGGGAAGGUGUUUGAACGAACUCUGACGGUUUUCACUGCUUUAUGGAAAUUAUGCAACGCUUGGCCCAAUAGAUGAUCCGUUAUUUAUUUAUUGUAGAUGCCAAAUAAGUUCUAAAAAGGAACCUGUUGCGAGUACUUCAUUAAAACGUAUAUAAGAAUUAUUUUUUUUUUUUUUUUUCUAUUUUAUCGUCAUGCGUGCAAGGAUUUUGUCCCUCGUAUUCUCUUUUUACUCGACACGUUAAUGGGAGAACCAACAUAGGCGUGGCGUUACUUCCAUCCCAAACAGAACUGAAAGACACUCCGCAAGGAAACUCAAUUGUACAUAAUACUAUUUCAAGAGAGAAAAAAAGGAAACAAAAAUGAUACUUCAUAAAGCAAAGAGAGUGAACUCAUCUUCUAUUUACGCGAUACACAUACUAUGGUACAUGUAUAGUAUUGAAACGUUUUGUAAUAUUUCAUUAUUAUCGACGUGAAUAAAGAAAUUAUGCCGAUCGAUAUAACUUGUACACGCGGAAACAUCGCAGUUGAAAGCAAUAUGUGCUCACGAUAGUGUUCAGUAAACGAAACUACUUUGUCAAUGUGUGCUUGUGAUUUAAAAAAAAAAAAAAUGAACAUCGAUCGAGCACAGUGUUGAUCGGGUGCAUCGGUGUACUUGUACCGAAACGCACCGAGUAUGUUAUAUAUAUAACAAAAUUAUAUAUAUAUAUAUAUACACAUACAUAUAAAUCCUAUGGAUUUCUUGCUUCAUCGCAACAUCAAAUUAUUCUAAUACGACUUUAGUUUCGCUACUGUGUUUUAAUCAACUAAUAUUCUUAUGUUUGAUACGUUGAGUAACUUUAUCUGACCGAUUUACGAUUGUUUUUAUUCAAAUUAGAUGGAUACUUUGACUGAAGGCAACAGUUCAAAGAAACUGAAUUGCAUAUUGUAUUAUAUAUUGUGUAAUAAAUUACUCCUUGCUAUGGGAGUCACGUUUAUAUAGAGCUUACCAGGAAAAAGGAAUGAUAAAUUACGUUUCAAAGCAAUGAUGUUGCAAAAAAAAGAAAAAAAAAACAGAAUACAAAUGGAAGCUCUUGUACUUUCUUAAUACUUUUGAAUACAAUAAGAUGAGGAAAACAUAGUACUUGCAUGUUGUAAAAUUUAUAAAAGAAUUAAACUAUCUUCCAGUAUGUUGUUUUGCACCAGAAAAAAAAAAUAAUAUGAAAGUAAGGUCAUGUAAACACUAGGAAUGUCUAUUACCGAUUUUUUUUUAAAUUUAAAUAGCACAUAAAAUGAAAUGUCUGGAUUGAUUGCUGCGUGUGCCUACGUGUGGAUCUCACUCUCGUCGGCAUAGUGUUCUUAUAAUGCUGAGAUCAAUCUAACGAUAAACAUCAAACAAGUUUAUGUAAGAUUUAAUUAAUGCAAUAUUUAAAAGCAGUAUCUUUUGUAAAACAUUUAAUUAUAAGUGUACAUGUUAUGAAGUGUCCCACCUCUAACAAGGAGUUAAAGGAGAAAACUUUUAGCACCUGUUUGAAAACCAUUGAUUUUUUUUUUUUAAUUAUUUUUUUCUUUUAAAUUGAACUAAUAACUUGGACAAAGUGGUAUGAAUACUCUGUUCAUUUCGCGGAAAAUGUUACGACAGAUCUGACCGCUCUUAAUAUUAUAAUGGUUGUUAAUUAAGGUUCAUUGAUCUUCUCUUAAUACAAGAAAAGUAUCCUUAGGAGAAGAUUAUAGACCCUUACAUGAAAGAUUUAUGUAUAAAUAAAUAAAUGUACAGUAAUACAAUAAUUAAAUAGCAAAAAAAACA